AUGGAGGCCGGCAAGCUAGCCCCUCCCACACUCCACAUCAACACUCGACAGCGGGCGCUAAGCGAAGCUGACACGAUUACUUCACAAACAUCAAAUCCAUUCAGAACGCCAGUAUCACCGAGCAAUGCAUCCACAAGCAACGCAUCUACCGUAGUAGAUGAUCCCGAUACAUCAAUAAGGCAAGAGCUCCGCAGCGAGGCCGACAUAGACAACAAUCCGUUUGCUUUCUCCCCAGGGCAGCUGAACAAGCUUCUCAACCCCAAGUCGCUUCCUGUAUUCCAUGCAUUAGGUGGCAUACAAGGCAUCGCGACCGGCUUGCAAUCGGAUGUUCAUACCGGUUUAAGCGUCGACGAAUCGAGAGUGCCUCGAGAUGUUACCUUCGACGAAGCCACCAACCCACAAACGCCCACCAAAGAAAAGGAGUCAAGUCGAUCGCCUAGCGAUGGACAACCUUUUGAGGACCGCAUCCGAAUUCACGGUCGAAACGUCCUCCCACCCAAGAAAGUAACACCGUUGUGGAAAUUAGUAUGGAACGCGUACAACGAUACUGUUCUGAUCAUCCUCACAAUCGCUGCCGCCAUAUCGCUUGCUCUCGGUCUCUACGAAACGUUCGGUGCGGAACACCCACCUGGUUCCCCAACUCCGGUCGACUGGGUUGAAGGCCUCGCAAUCUGUAUCGCCAUCGUCAUUGUGGUUCUCGUCACAGCGCUAAACGAUUGGCAAAAGGAACAGGCAUUUGCUCGACUCAAUGCUAAGAAGGAGCAAAGAGAGAUCAAGGUUACGCGCUCCGGAAGAAUCGUCAUGAUCAGCGUCUACGAUGUGCUCGCCGGAGAUAUUAUACAUUUGGAACCGGGUGAUGUCAUUCCAGUCGACGGCGUAUUUGUCGACGGUUCUGAUGUCAGGUGCGACGAGUCGUCUGCUACUGGAGAGUCUGAUGCGAUUCGGAAGACGCCCGGUGCUGCUGUCAUGAAAGCCCUGGAGUCCGGCCAAUCCAUCAAAAACCUCGACCCAUUCAUCAUCUCUGGCGCCAAAGUGCUUGAAGGCGUGGGUACUUUCAUGGCUACCUCCGUCGGCGUUCACAGCAGUUUCGGAAGGAUCAUGAUGUCGGUCCGUGCUGACGUCGAGGCCACUCCACUCCAGGAGAAGCUCGGUGGUCUUGCCAUGGCCAUUGCUAAGAUUGGAAGCGCAGCUGCUGGUAUCAUGUUCUUUGUGCUUCUCUUCCGCUUCGUGGGUGGUCUACCUGGUGACAACCGGACCCCAACGGAGAAGGGUGCGGCAUUCAUGGACAUCCUCAUCGUCGCAGUCACAAUCAUUGUCGUAGCCGUCCCUGAGGGUCUCCCCUUAGCUGUGACUCUAGCCCUGGCUUUUGCGACGACAAAGAUGCUGAAAGAGAACAAUCUCGUGAGAGUGUUGCGUGCGUGCGAGACCAUGGGUAACGCGACAGCUAUCUGCUCGGACAAGACGGGAACCUUGACAACAAACAAAAUGACUGUCGUAGCUGGCACCUUUGGAUCCACCAGUUUCGUACACUCCGAUGCUGAAUCAGAGAAAGCCCAAACUAUCUCGUCUUGGGCCUCAGAAGUCGCGCCAGCUGCCAAGGAGAUCUUAAUCCAAUCUAUCGCAAUCAACUCCACUGCAUUCGAGGGUGAAGAGGAGGGGAUACCCGUGUUCGUCGGAUCGAAGACCGAAACAGCCUUGCUCCAACUUGCCAAGGAACAUUUAGGCCUCCUAUCACUUUCCGAAACACGAGACAACGAGCAGGUCGCACACAUGUUCCCCUUUGAUUCAAGCAAGAAAUGUAUGGGAGCUGUCAUCAAACUCCAGAAUGGCGGAUAUAGGCUGGUCGUCAAGGGCGCCUCUGAAAUCCUCCUGGGUUUCUCCUCAGCAGUUGCUCACUUCGGUACCCUUGAGACAGAGUCUUUAUCUGAGGCCCGGCGCCAAUCACUGCUGGAUACGAUCAAUGAGUACGCGAGCCGAUCCCUCAGGACCAUCGGACUUGUGUACCAUGAUUUCCAGCAGUGGCCACCGGCAAAUGCUGAGCUCACCGAGGGCGGCAGUGUCAACUUCGGAUCCCUACUACAUGAUCUCACAUUCUUUGGCGUAGUCGGCAUUCAGGAUCCUGUCCGCCCUGGUGUGCCAGAGGCCGUUCGCAAAGCACAAGGUGCUGGCGUCACGGUCCGUAUGGUCACCGGAGACAACAUGCAAACCGCGCGAGCCAUCGCAACUGAGUGUCUCAUCUACACCGAGGGUGGUAUCGUCAUGGAGGGGCCAGAAUUCCGCAAACUAUCUGAGGAUGAGAUGGACAAGGUUCUGCCACAACUCCAGGUGCUCGCCCGUUCAUCUCCUGAGGAUAAGAGAAUUCUCGUUCAGCGUCUCAAGAGCCUUGGUGAGAUCGUCGCUGUCACUGGUGAUGGUACCAAUGACGCGCCGGCUCUCAAGGCUGCAAACAUUGGGUUCUCCAUGGGCAUUUCAGGUACCGAAGUUGCGAAGGAGGCGUCUUCGAUCAUUCUUAUGGACGACAACUUCGCUUCCAUCAUUACCGCGCUUAUGUGGGGGCGAGCAGUCAAUGAUGCCGUACAGAAGUUUCUACAAUUCCAAAUCACCGUCAACAUCACCGCUGUUGUACUGGCUUUCGUAACGGCUGUAUACGAUGACGAGAUGAAGCCAGCGCUCAAGGCUGUGCAACUCCUCUGGGUCAAUCUCAUCAUGGACACGUUUGCCGCUCUUGCGCUCGCCACUGAUCCACCAACAGAGGCGAUCCUGGACCGCCCUCCACAAGGCAAAGACAAGCCUCUGAUUACCACGACCAUGUGGAAGCAGAUCACCGGUCAAAACAUCUACAAACUCACCGUCAUCUUCGUCCUCUACUUUGCGGGCGGAAAGAUCCUCGGCUACGACCUCUCCAACCCGGACAAGCAGCUCGAGCUCGACACGGUCAUCUUCAACAGCUUCGUCUGGAUGCAGAUCUUCAACAUCUUCAACAACCGCCGUCUCGAUAACAAGCUCAAUGUUCUCGAGGGCAUCUUCCGUAACUUCUUCUUUAUCGGUAUCGUGGUUCUUAUUAUCGCGCUGCAGGUCAUGAUCAUCCUCGUUGGCGGCCGAGCGUUCCAGAUCAAGCCUGGAGGUCUCGACGGCACGCAGUGGGCUAUUUCGAUUGUUACUGGCUUCAUUUGCAUUCCAUGGGCGGUUGGUAUUAGGUAUUUCCCCGAUGAGUGGUUUGCGGCUAUUGCGUCUGUGGUUGGUAAGCCAUUCGUCAUUGUUUACAGGUGGUGUUGCAAGGGUACAUCGAAGGUCACGGGCUUGUUCAAGAGGAGUAAGACCAACAAGGACAGUGAUGCAGAGGCAGGCGUCGCACCAGCGAUCGUUGUCGUCGACAAUGACGCCGCCUCAAGAGAGGGCAAGAUACAAUAA
This is a messenger RNA of Cucurbitaria berberidis CBS 394.84, 3411 nucleotides long. RefSeq names its product calcium-translocating P-type ATPase. Gene Ontology annotation, biological process: intracellular calcium ion homeostasis; calcium ion transmembrane transport. The record is from RefSeq and is a predicted model, not a curated record. Gene Ontology annotation, cellular component: membrane; intracellular membrane-bounded organelle. The coding region runs from base 1 to 3411 and encodes 1136 amino acids. The transcript has 3 exons. Lineage: Eukaryota; Fungi; Ascomycota; Dothideomycetes; Pleosporales; Cucurbitariaceae. Gene Ontology annotation, molecular function: P-type calcium transporter activity; ATP hydrolysis activity; ATP binding.